UUCACAUAUUUGCAGCUGUUCACAAAAAACACAAUGAGGCAUAGGUCAAUCCAUGUCUUUAAUAUCUAGCCCACAUUAACACUAUGAAUAAUGCAUCCCUUCAGGAAAUUGUUUUUGGGAUUGUUCCUGUCCAUUUAUUUCACAGAAUACGUUGUUUCUAAAAGAACCGGAAGUGUAGAUGGAUUGCUUGGAUCUGUGGUCCUUUUAAGUCCUGAGCAAACCUUUGAAAACAUUUCUGAUGCUAUUUGGAAAAAGGGUGAUUUCCUAGUAGGGAGAUUAAAAAAUGGCAGUGCUCACAACAUAAUACUAUAUAUAAACAGAACUGAGAUUUUCCCUGAUGGAACACUCAAACUCAACUGCACAGUAAAAGAAGACUCUGGAGUUUAUUCCUUGGAAAUGUAUAACCAAGAUGGAAAGAAUCUUUUAAAAGUUAACAUCAUGUUGAAUAUAUUAGCCCCUGUCUCCCAGCCUCUGGUAAAACACACUUGUCUUCCUCAUGGGGAGGUGAGAGUUACCUGUUGGGCAGAGGAGGGUGAUCAUCCUUCAUAUACCUGGGCUUUAGAUGGAAAGGCUUUGAAUGAAAGUGUGGCGUACCUCAGUGAUGAAGACCACACUGUCAUACUGAAGCAAUCGGUCUCUGGAAAUCUUGUCUGUACUGUUAGAAAUGGAAUAAGUGAGAAUUACACUAGCCAUGUGAUUUCUGCAUGCUCAGGUUAUGUAACAUCUUUAAAUUGCACUCUAAAAAAUGAUACAGAAAUUCCAGCAUUCAUCAACACAACUAAAGAAGACCUUGAUGUCUUGAAAGGUAGAGGAGUGCUUAUCAGUUUAGGAGGUGAAGAAACUUUAAGUAUCAUAUGCCAAAUCAAAACUCUCAAUCAAGAUUCCAUUGAAACUUCAACAUAUAUUUUUUGUGCUUUUCUGGGAUUUGGAGAAGCCUUUAUAAUCUUUGUUCUGUCUGUGGUGGUUUUCUGCCUGCUGCACCAGAAAAAUAAAAAGGAAGGGAAACAGAGUGAUGGAGGCCAUGAACUGGUUUAUGCUGAGGUAUCAGUAGACACUAUUACAAAACACAGGAGAAAAAUGGCACCUGUCUCUGAUGAAGGUGUGAUUUACAGCCAAAUUAGAGUGUCAGAAGAGACUGAACACAACGCACGUAAAGGGGAUGUGGCUUUGUUGUAUGCUGCAGUUAACAAAAAUCGAAACCCAUUACAAGUCAGAUAAAAAUACAUGUCACACGCACUUGGCCUCGGAGUCAUCCAGAAAGAAGGCCUACAUUUGGGAAGCUGAAAGAAACUAUUUUGAAAUAUGUUCUUGCUAUUUGAUUAAUUUUUGUUAACAAAAAGACUGCCAUAAAACCAUUAAAAACUUGCAAUGAAUGUACAAACUACAGUAUGUCCAAAUAUUUGUGAGAAAAUUCUAUGCUUUUGCUGUUUCAA
Lepisosteus oculatus (spotted gar) is the source of this 1433-nucleotide messenger RNA. RefSeq lists its product as uncharacterized. The record is from RefSeq and is a predicted model, not a curated record. NCBI's taxonomy places the organism in Eukaryota, Metazoa, Chordata, Actinopteri, Semionotiformes, Lepisosteidae.